AUGACGAGGCCCGGGCCAGAAGAGAGACCGUUCUUAUGGACAGUGCCACAGGCCGUGAAAGACGUCCUGCCCAAGAGCAUCCGAACGAUCUUCAAUUGCCCAGAGGAUGAACCUUUUCAGGUUGUCCGUAACUUAGACGUUGCGGACUUGUUCGCAGGAACAGCCCGGAUUGCUCGCUGGGCGGAGCUGCUUUCCCUGAAAGCUGUGGCUCUGGACAUGUCGUACAGCGAGCACCUCAACCUCUUGGACAACAUGGGGCUCGCUCUGGCCAUCAUCGCCCUACUCCGGGUCCGGGCAGGGGGCUUAUGUUUCCUCGGACCACAGUGCUCAUCCUGGAUAUGGUUGAGCAGGUCGGUUACGAAAAGAAGUCCCAGGGACCCGCUGGGAGAUGCGUCCAUACCGUGUGUGUAUGACGGCAACAAGCUGAACCGAGUAGUUGGUUUGCUUGUGACUAUCGCCUUUUUGAUCAACGUGGAGUGGGUCGUGGAACAGCCGUCAUCCUCUCUCUUCUUCCACACACAAUUGUGGCGGGCGAUCUUACGGGAGCAAAACCCCUGGCAACGCUGGCUUAACUUGAAGGUGUUCGGUCACGCGUCACAGAAGGCCACGCUGCUCAUUGGUACACAGAGGUCUCUGGCUUCGAUGGGCAAAGAGUUGAGCAAUCAGGCCAAGAUCCGGGGAAGCCGGAAGUGUGGCAAGCCCUCGCCGGCCAAAGCGAAGGCGAAAGCGAAGGCAAAGGCCAAAGCGAAGGCCAGCUUCAAGGUCAAGGCGAAAGCAACAGUCAAACGUGCACCAAAGGCCACGGCAGCGAAGACUCCCAGUGCAAGUGGUGGCGACGGCAAGAGGAAAGUCACUGGGGACCCCGAGAAGUUGAAGGAAUCACAGGAGUACCCGGUGAAGUUUGCUCUUGCGGUUGUGAAAGGGCACUUUCCAGAGGCUGCGGCAGCCUCGAGAUAA
Molecule: messenger RNA, 957 nt
Organism: Symbiodinium sp. CCMP2592
Lineage: Eukaryota; Dinophyceae; Suessiales; Symbiodiniaceae
Source: the annotation of a GenBank genome assembly